GCCCUCUUGUACAGAGUUUGGUACGGAGUCAAAACUAGCGUCUGCAGAUUCUUGAUAACCUCAUCUUUGAAAGAAGUGUUUAUUAUCGAAAUGUCGAAGAAUAAACUUAAUUUAACGUUGCGUCCUGGUUCUUUGGAACCCUUGGCUCUAACUCCGCAGUCUGAAAACGACUCUGGUCAAUCUUCGAUUGAUAAUAUACAAGAGCGCAUUGAAGAGCUCAAUAUGAAUGACACUGAGAAAAAACGUUUAGAAAAUUUCCUAUGCCAAAAGUCCACUAUUGGUGAGCUCACAGAUGAUGACCUGGAAAAAUUAGGGGAACUGGGUGCCGGAAAUGGUGGAGUUGUCAUGAAAGUCAGGCAUAAAAAGAGUGGUUAUAUCAUGGCAAGAAAGUUAAUUCAUCUUGAAGUAAAGCCAGCCAUCAAGAAGCAAAUUAUCAGAGAGUUGAAAGUUCUCCAUCAAUGCAAUUUUCCUCAUAUUGUAGGGUUCUAUGGAGCAUUUUACAGUGAUGGAGAGAUAAGCAUUUGCAUGGAGUACAUGGAUGGUGGCUCUCUUGAUCUUAUCUUGAAGAAAGCUGGCCGCAUACCUGAACCCAUACUUGGCAGUAUUACCUUAGCGGUUUUGAAGGGCCUAAGCUAUUUACGGGACAAGCAUGCUAUAAUGCAUAGAGAUGUUAAGCCUAGCAACAUUCUUGUCAAUAGCGCUGGAGAAAUCAAGAUAUGUGAUUUUGGUGUUUCUGGUCAACUCAUUGACUCAAUGGCAAAUUCCUUUGUUGGCACAAGAAGUUAUAUGGCGCCGGAACGAUUGCAGGGAACUCAUUAUUCAGUCCAGUCUGACAUUUGGUCUCUUGGCUUAUCAUUGGUUGAAAUGGCCAUUGGAAUGUACCCUAUUCCACCUGCUGAUGCUAAAACACUUGCUGCCAUAUUUGGGACAGUCAGUGGUAAUAUAGAAGAAAUUGCAGGAACCCCACCUAAUAACAACAGUAGUGGCAGUAGCUCUAGCAAUGGUCCUAGACCGAUGGCAAUAUUUGAGUUAUUAGACUACAUUGUGAAUGAGCCGCCUCCUAAGCUCCCAGCAGGACUGUUUUCUGAUGCUUUCAAAGACUUUGUCGAACGCUGUCUCAAAAAGAACCCAGAGGAACGAGCAGAUCUCAAAUCUCUCAUGAACCAUGAGUGGAUCAAAAAGGCAGACCAAGAGAGAGUUGAAAUUGCAAGUUGGGUAUGCCAGACAAUGGACCUGAAGCCAACCACUCCUACAAGAAUGGUUCCUUUAUCCUCAUGAGAACAAACUCCGCCUUGCAACUGUAUCUGCAACAUUCCAUACUUCGAGCAUUGACUCUAUUGAUCCUUACUGACCGCAUCCACUGAUGGGUCAGCUUGAUUAUAAUGGGCUUUGUGCCGGCAACAAUACAUGAACAACAAUUUCUGUUUCUGCUAGCCUUGCAGGCUAGCUAGCACAAUUAAAUGUAAUUGUGUUGUGUGUAUGUGAUGUUCACAAUAAAUUAUUUUCGCUGUGCGCGUUGACUUUGUUCAAUUACAGGGGGCUCUGUUUGUAUGAUGCACAUUAUUAUUACUAUCACUACAUUUUUAUUAUUACUGUUAUUGUUAUUAUUUUUAUUACUGUGAAUGCAUAAUAUGGUAAAUAAGUUGUUUGUAAAGUUGCCUCUGGCCUGCUUGGUAUCCAUCUUCUUAAAUAGAAUAGUUAAUCUUCUAUUUGAGACCUCUUGUUAUAUAUGAAUGAACUUUUAAAAUUAUUUCAAUUUGAGGUCAAAUAGAUGUUUUUGGCUUGAAAAUUUGUUACCUUACUAAUCAAGGAAUUUGUCAAUUGUACUUGUCAGAAGUUUAUCAGAUUUAUUAAGUCUUCACUGUGAAAAUUAAGUAUUCCUUCAAUUUCUAAAAUUACAAUUUAAGUACCUUGAACUAUUUUAUGCCAAGCAUUUCGACUGGAUUCAUAUCCAUGUAAACUUGUAUCAUGUUAUAUUAGCUAUGAUGAUUAUUUAUACAACUCACAUGAUGUUAGCUAUGUAUUUUGGCUGUAUUUAAAAUUUGCAUCACGACAUUUGUGAAGCCCUCAACAUGUUUCACUUACAAAUUUCCUCUUUUUCGUAAGACUUUUGGCAUGUCAUUACUCUUGUCUUCAGUGUAAACUUUGUGUCCGCUCUGUACAUACCCUUAAAGGUAAACAUUAUUCUAAAUGUAACUCGAACUAAUCUAGGGUAUUUUAUUAUUAGUGUAUUUUAAUCAUCAAGAGUACUCUGGGCUGAAAAAGUAUGGUUUAGUCAAAGCCUUUCAAAAUAUUUUUGUAGGCUGAGUGUUGACCAAAGCUGCAGGAAAUUGAACCACUUUGUAUAGAUAAUUAUUAAAUUAUUCUGUACAGUUAUUAUGAGUUAUCUUACUGUCCAUAUUAAAUCAGAUAUGACAGUUGUUGUAACUGCUGAUCAGGAGAAGUGGCUGCUUUGUGAUAGUGCUUUAAGACUAAUUUUAUUGGUACUCUCCUUAACUACAUUUAUGUACUGUUAUUCAUAUACUUGUGUUGCGCAUGCGCUUUCAUGAUGUCUUUAGUGAAGAUCAAUGUCAGAUACCGCUUUCUACACCAUUGAAUUUUUGCACAAAUUUGUUCGCAGACUUCAUUAUAAUAUGCUGCCUAGAUGUAUUCUUUAAUGAUAUGUACCUGUUAAUAUGUGGUAUUUUAGUGCAAACAAACCCAUGCUAGUAUAUGUCUUCAUUGGGUUGCAUUCACUGUUUUAUCUCUUUGGUAAGUUUAAUUAUUGGCUUGUACUGUCCCACAAGAAGAAAACAUACUCUACCACUUUCAUACGAAUGUUGUGAAUUGAUAGACAUUUAUCUUCUUCGAGGACAGAAUGGCUCUGUGUUACCUUUUUAGAAGUUAUUGCUGGGGAGUCGUCACCCGACUGUUGUACUAUAUGUUUUCACUUCCACUCCAUUGCUGUAGUAUACUUCACGGAGCACACAGAGCUUGUGUUUUAUACUCAAUUUAGAUGGUAGUGCAGCAACAUUAGUUAAAACUGGUUCACUUUUUGGAGACUGCUGCAUUACUUGCUUUCAUGCUACUAAGUGAAAAUUUUCCCAUUUCUAAUUCAUUAGUUUUAACUCUUUUUUUAUUGGAUAAUCAAAUCAUUUAUGCAGCCAUUUAUACUUUCUUUUAAAUUGCCUUCCUUAAAUUCUCUGAGUGGUCAUACCUGGUAGAUUUAAAUUAGAUAGUCUUUUUUUUAAAAUCUUGUUUCAUAUUCUUAUUUGAAAACAUUAUGUUUACAAUAAUUGAGUCUGAAGUGUAUCCAGUAUUUGUUGAGCCCAAAAUGAACAGGUUUUGUUCAUGUUUUUGCUAGUCGUGUCAUCCACCAACUACCAAAUGACUUUCAUGAUUAGGAAACCCUUGGUUUAUGUUAGCAUCAGUUGAAUUCUUCUUUUAUUUGACAUGAGUGCUUUUUAUGUUGUUGUAAAAAGUUGUGCUUUGACUGAAAUUUUAUUUAAUACUCCUCUUCUUUGUCUUGUCAAGCGUGUUGAAACCCUCUGCUGGUAACUUACUUAUGCACACGCUCUGUGUUGCGAAUCAACCAGAGAUGUAUUAAUUGUGUACAUGUAUAUUAAAGAAUAAGUCAGCUGUCCUUGGCUAAAA
Molecule: messenger RNA, 3633 nt
Organism: Thrips palmi
Lineage: Eukaryota; Metazoa; Arthropoda; Insecta; Thysanoptera; Thripidae
Gene: Dsor1
Product: dual specificity mitogen-activated protein kinase kinase dSOR1
Exons: 8
Coding region: 91-1278 (395 amino acids)
Biological process (GO): protein phosphorylation
Molecular function (GO): ATP binding; protein kinase activity
Source: RefSeq, a predicted model, not a curated record